AUGAUACGCUCAAGAUGGCCCUGGACGCUUCGACUAACAAGCUCAGCUCAUCAGUCUGUGGCACGUAAUCAGAAGCGUUGCAAGGCCUUUGUGCGGAGACUCGAUAAGAACAACGAGGUCUAUUACACAAUAUCCAACAAGCGGCCACCAAAGUCUCCCGACUCCAUUCCCGUUCGAGAUGACUUCUUUGAGAUGCCGGAUCUAUUGCUGGACCUCGACGCCGAUGGAAGCCGCUUUGUCCGCCCGGCAGACGAGGCUGAUGAGAGGCGAUUGGAGAGGAAAUGGGACGUUAACCCGAAGAGACUCAAUGUCCAGCAUCAGUUGAAACAACUGCGAGACCAAAUCGAGGAGUCACGGAAGAAGGCUGAUGAUAUCUUGUCGAACCCGGCAAAUAUCUGGAGACUCAAUUCACAUGAUAUUCUAUCAGCAGCUCUGCGGUGCCCACUAGGAACCGUCGACCAAAUUGACAUAAGCACGACAACCUCAGAAGCACCACCAACUCUCAAUAGGCUUUCUUCGGGACAAGACCCUAGGUUUCUUGAGGCGCUCUGCAGAGAGAAUGGAAUACCUCCCCAUGCGCUGCAAGAUGACCAGGUCCUUCUAGAGUGGAUGUUGCUACGAUUCAAGAGCCUCAAGCGAUCUAUAACCAAUCGAAGCGAAGAGCCACUGUCCUCGUCUCAGUUGACAUCUUCUCUAAAGAACUCAACGUCCAUCACUGAUAUCCGUCGGCUAGUGUUUCAUGCUCUGAGUUCUGCAGAAACAGCCCAAACCUACUUCCCCAAGACAAAAGCGGCCAAUGACGAUUCAAAGAGCACAUUAAACGUGGCCCGGGAAAUACGCAACGCCUGUUUAAAUGUCUUAAACGAGCAUCCAGAAAGGGCGGUUGUCCAUCUGGAAAUACUAGGUUUCAUCGGGAAUCUGGCUGCAAGAUUGUCGUCUCACGGUGCUGCUAUUCCACCUGCUUUGACCGGACUGGCACUUCGACUUUCUGCAGCAGCGGGACUUACUGGAGCGACAUCUGAAUGGCUGCAUAGAGGUUUUGCGAACUGUAUGUGGGAGAAGCAUACGGCAUCAUCAAAAGACGUAGCCGAAGCUCUCACAACAUUCGCCCAGCAUCUGGGAAAUCCAGGGGAAGGUGGCUUAUACGCCGUUCACGAUCGGCAGUUGCUCUUGCAGCUACUAACUGGCAUUGAUGAGAAUCACACACUCUCAAGUGAUUCUUUGCGCUCACUUCCCCUAUUCUAUCUCGGCGAACAGAGCCAAGUCCCUACAGACCGGGCAUACGAAAUGUAUGAAUCGUACAUGACCCUCCUAGGCCAUCUCGGAGCCGUGAGAACCAUCUGGAAAGAAUGGCACGUCUCUAGACCUAUUGUAACACGCUUUUUAAAACCAAACGACGGCAUCCAACGACUCAAGCAUCUAUACGAAACAUCGCUACUCAGUGCCCUUCGAGUAGCCGCCCCCUUAGAGACACGAUGUCCUCCAGAUAUGGAGCUGGGCGAAUGCAUCGCGCAGGACUAUCAUUCAAUCGCCGCACAAGAUGCCAACGCUUGGCAUGCCGAUGCAACAGGAACAGCUCGAUCAAGCAAAUCUACAAAGGGCAGCUCUUUAGGCUUGCCGUCUUUCGACUUCCCCCUUGACGAAUGGAUUGCAAAACUCUACGAGACUGGCCGUCAGGGUCCCCCCUCAACUCGGUGA
Messenger RNA from Trichoderma harzianum CBS 226.95, 1698 nucleotides. RefSeq lists its product as hypothetical. Lineage: Eukaryota; Fungi; Ascomycota; Sordariomycetes; Hypocreales; Hypocreaceae. The transcript has a single exon. The record is from RefSeq and is a predicted model, not a curated record. Bases 1 to 1698 code for a protein of 565 amino acids.